AUUCACGAGUUUCUGGAGUAUUAUACUCAUGCCUCAUAUGCCUGGUUUAGCACGGAUCUUGGCUCAUUGAAUAUCCAGCGAGGUCGUGAUCAUGGCAUUCCCUCAUACAAUACGAUGAGAAAGUUCUGUGGAUUACCGAAAGCCGUUAAUUUCGAAGACUUCUCUGAUAUGAUUCUCGACAAAAAUCUUCGUAACGGCCUCAAGCGAAAUUACAACACCACUGAUGAUGUGGAUUUCUAUGUGGGCUCGAUGUUAGAGGACCCAGUUGUCGGUGGUCUCGUCGGCACCACUCUCAGCUGUGUUAUUGGCGAGCAGUUCAAGCGACUUCGAGACGGGGACAGGUCAGUACGAUUCCAAGAUUUUGAC
Molecule: messenger RNA, 366 nt
Organism: Ostertagia ostertagi
Lineage: Eukaryota; Metazoa; Nematoda; Chromadorea; Rhabditida; Trichostrongylidae
Source: the annotation of a GenBank genome assembly